Lathyrus oleraceus (garden pea) is the source of this 1969-nucleotide messenger RNA. Its product is annotated as nucleobase-ascorbate transporter 2. Gene Ontology annotation, molecular function: transmembrane transporter activity. Gene Ontology annotation, biological process: transmembrane transport. The transcript is spliced from 13 exons. The record is from RefSeq and is a predicted model, not a curated record. The coding region runs from base 247 to 1821 and encodes 524 amino acids. Gene Ontology annotation, cellular component: membrane. Lineage: Eukaryota; Viridiplantae; Streptophyta; Magnoliopsida; Fabales; Fabaceae.
UUUAAUAUUAUAUUAUAUUAAUUCUAACUCAAAAGCACACAUAAAAAGAGAAAGAGUCACAAAAUUUCUAACACAACACAGUUCAAGAAACCAAAACUGAACCUAGUGUUAGAAACAAACUGCAGUUUUCUUGCUCAGUUUUUUUUUCCGCUCACCCUAUAAAUCUCUCUAAGCACAUUGUUUCUUCAAGCUAAGUAGGAUUUGGAAGGUGGAACAAAAAAUUAAGUUGCAAAGUUGGAAGUGAUUAUGGCUGAUAUAAAGCCUGAGGAGAUAAGCCAUUCACCAAUGGAUCAACUUCAAGGGUUAGAGUAUUGUAUAGAUUCAAAUCCAUCUUGGGUGGAGACAAUAGUUCUUGGUUUUCAGCAUUAUAUUCUGGCCUUAGGAACUGCAGUUAUGAUUCCUUCAUUUCUUGUGCCAUCCAUGGGUGGAAAUGAUGAUGAUAAAGUAAGGGUGGUACAAACUUUACUUUUUGUUGAAGGAAUUAAUACACUUGUGCAAACACUGUUUGGGACAAGAUUACCAACAGUUAUUGGUGGAUCAUAUGCGUUCAUGGUCCCCAUUGUAUCCAUUAUUCGUGACCCUUCUUUAGCAAUGAUAGAGGACCCACAAUUGAGAUUUCUUAGCACAAUGAGAGCAGUUCAAGGAGCACUAAUUGUAGCAUCAAGUAUACAGAUUAUUUUGGGAUUUAGUCAAAUUUGGGCUAUUUGUUCUAGAUUCUUCAGCCCACUUGGAAUGGUUCCUGUAAUUACAUUAGUUGGUUUUGGAUUAUUUGACAGAGGCUUUCCUGUGGUGGGGACUUGUGUUGAAAUUGGAAUUCCUAUGUUAAUCUUGUUUAUAAUCUUCUCCCAGUACUUGAAAAACUUUCAGACAAGACAUGUACCGAUACUAGAGAGAUUUGCGCUGCUUAUAUCGACCACGGUGAUAUGGGCAUAUGCACAUCUAUUGACAGCGAGUGGAGCAUACAAACACCGGCCGGAUUUAACGCAACAUAAUUGCAGGACGGAUAGGGCUAAUCUCAUUUCUUCUGCUCCUUGGAUAAAGAUUCCAUACCCUCUUGAGUGGGGUGCUCCUACAUUUGAUGCUGGCCAUUCUUUUGGAAUGAUGGCUGCUGUUUUAGUCUCAUUAAUCGAGUCAACUGGAGCAUUCAAGGCCGCAUCGCGUCUAGCGAGUGCCACGCCACCUCCUGCUCAUGUCCUGAGCCGCGGUAUUGGUUGGCAGGGAAUUGGAAUCUUGUUGAACGGUCUAUUCGGAACACUGACUGGUUCAACGGUUUCUGUAGAGAAUGUAGGGCUUCUAGGAAGCAACCGUGUCGGAAGCCGAAGAGUCAUUCAAGUUUCAGCUGGCUUUAUGAUAUUCUUCUCAAUGUUAGGUAAAUUCGGAGCGUUAUUUGCAUCAAUACCAUUCCCUAUUUUUGCUGCAAUAUACUGCGUUUUGUUUGGUCUUGUUGCUUCUGUAGGCCUAUCAUUUUUGCAAUUCACCAACAUGAAUUCAAUGAGGAACCUAUUUAUCGUCGGCGUAUCCCUUUUCUUAGGCUUGUCUAUUCCUGAAUAUUUCAGAGAAUUCACUAUCAGAGCCCUUCAUGGUCCUGCUCAUACCAAAGCUGGAUGGUUCAAUGACUUCCUGAAUACCAUCUUCUAUUCUUCACCAACUGUUGCAUUAAUAAUUGCUGUAUUCUUGGACAACACUCUUGACUAUAAGGACAGUGCCAAAGAUAGAGGAAUGCCAUGGUGGGCUAAGUUUAGAACAUUUAAAGCAGAUAGUAGGAAUGAAGAGUUCUACUCUCUUCCAUUCAAUCUCAACCGUUUCUUCCCUCCCUCAUAAGAAAAUUGUGUAAUAGAUGUUAGAGAAAUAUCAUGUAUUAUAUGAUGAUUGGUUUGAGAGUGAAAUUUGAUUAUUUUCAUGUAAUAACAGAACAAAAGGUCAUUUUGUUCUUUUACUUUCAAACAUAUUAGUAUUAUUUUUUCAUUCA